Molecule: messenger RNA, 1791 nt
Organism: Talaromyces atroroseus
Lineage: Eukaryota; Fungi; Ascomycota; Eurotiomycetes; Eurotiales; Trichocomaceae
Exons: 3
Coding region: 1-1791 (596 amino acids)
Biological process (GO): heme biosynthetic process
Cellular component (GO): mitochondrial inner membrane
Molecular function (GO): protoporphyrinogen oxidase activity, oxygen as acceptor
Source: RefSeq, a predicted model, not a curated record
AUGCGGAGGUUCCGUCUCACCCAUGCGACUCGAUCGUAUCCCAAGCAUUCCGCACAUCGCGUGCGCUUCUUCCACCAGGAGACCAAGCCAUAUAAUGUUGCUGUGAUUGGAGGCGGCAUUACGGGGCUGACCGCCGCCUGGCGGCUAUGCCAGGAUCCUAAAUGCCAGAAAAUCACGCUAUACGAGAAGUCUUCGCAGCUGGGGGGUUGGCUGCAGUCCGAAACGGCCGACGUCGAUGGUGGACGUGUGGUUUUUGAAUAUGGACCGAGGACAAUAAGGGCGAGUGAUCCCGCAGCUCUACCCAUGCUAGACCUGCUUUUCAGCUUAGGCAUGACCGAACAAUUAUUCCUCAUCGACAGACGGUCACCAGCUGCGCUCAACCGCUAUAUCUAUUACCCCAACCAUCUCGUUCGUAUGCCAGGACCGGAGCCUAACAGUGGACCUCUGAGUUCCAUGUGGCGAGGGCUCAAGACAUUGCUCACAGAACCUCUGUUCGAAGGUGCCAUUGGGGCAUUUCUAAAGGAGCCUAUUCGGGACGCUCGCACAGAUCGACAGGACGAGUCAAUAGGCGACUUUGUUUCGCGCAGACUCAGUCCUAAAAUGGCCGAUAACCUCGCGUCUGCUGUGUUUCAUGGUAUCUUUGCUGGAGACAUAUAUAAGCUCAGUGCUCAGACUAUAUUGGGAGCACAACAUGCCCUGGAAAAAAAGCACGACUCCGUUACGGCUGGGAUCGUGGAAAACAUGCAAGAAAAGAAGAGAGUGGUGACUGCCGAUCAUUUACUGGCGACGUGGUCGGUGCAGGAGCAACGGUCACUGGGGCACUUUGAUCGUUUGCGUGCAGUAUUGAAGUCUAUGAGCGUAUUUGCACUCAGGGACGGCAUCUCUGAAAUAGCUCGAGUGAUGGCAAAGAAGUUUCAGGAACAUUCCCACAAAAUUCAAGUUGUGACUGAGGCUGAUAUCAAAGCAAUCCGACGGGAAGAAAACCAUGACAUAACGAUCUCACUAGAUAAAGGAAAAAAUAGGGUGACAUCCCAAACUUUCAACAGAGUCAUCGCCACGGCACCGCCACCAGAACUAGCCAGACUUAUAGAGGCGGGCUCAACGAAGGACAGCCAGCGACCUACGGGAACUAUAUCCAGACUCAAAGAGCACAAUUACGCUGUGAACGUCAUGGUCGUUAACUUAUACUACGACGCUCCCAAUCUCAUUCCUCAUCGAGGUUUCGGCUACCUUAUUCCUCGAAGUGUAUCAUUUGACCAAAACCCCGAGAGGGGUCUUGGAGUAAUCUUCGGUUCCGAGACCAGUCAACCCCAGGAUACAGCUCCAGGCACAAAACUCACCGUGAUGAUGGGUGGUCACUGGUGGGAUGGAUGGGCAGAAUCUGAUUUGCCCAGUCCAGAAGAAGGAAUCCGUAUGGCUCGGUCUCUGCUGAAACGCCAUCUUGGGAUAGAAGCAGCCCCCGCUCUUGCGCGCGCAAGACUUCAGCGUGAUGCAAUCCCGCAGUUUACGGUGAACCAUCUGACGAGAAUGGCAAGUCUGUCGCGAGCAGUGCGCGAGGAUUUUGAUAGACGGCUUACGCUUGCGGGGAACUGGUAUAGCAUGCAUGGUGUCGGGAUUAAUGAUUGUGUAACUCAAGGUUACCUAGCAGCUACAUGGGGAGUUGACUCAACAGAAGGCGUUGGUCCACUUCUCAACACCAUGUCUGAUCUGAUGGAGGACCAAGCAGGUGGUAUCCCAACUUCAUCGCAGCGCUAUCUUAUGAUGAAAUAUCAAGAGAUAAAACGAGCUUAG